UAAACAGCCUCAGGACUUGUUGUCAGUACAACUAAAACCGCUUGUGCAGUCAGCGCGUUAGAGAGCAAGGACCGGAACACCGGAAACGAAUCCAGUAAAUCUGCUUCGAUAUCUGUCACGUGACUCACCAUUUGCCAGCGUAGUGUAGUGAUACAUCUUGGUGCCACACUUCAUCUUUGAUAGUUCCGGAAGGCUCGCUAGCUGAUGAUGUUGUGCUAAAUCAAGUGAGACUUUCAUUCAGGCACCAGCGAUGCAGGGGGGAGAGUAUGGGGAGCUCGGGGGCAGCCUGCCUGCCAUCGCCUCUCUGAACGCCUCCUACUCCACGUCGCUGACCCUCCCUUCUCCAUACCUCCUGGUUCCGCCUGCAGUGCGCAAAGCGGUGUCCGAUGUCCGGCGCACCUUCUGUCUCUUUGUGACCUUUGAUCUCCUCUUCAUCACGCUUCUGUGGAUUAUAGAGCUAAAUGUCACUGGUACACUUUUGGAGAAUCUGGAAGACCAGGUUGUCAGAUAUAACUUCAAGUCUUCCUUCUUUGACAUAGUUGUCCUUGCCUUGUUUCGCUUCCUCUGUCUACAAAUUGGCUAUGCAGCGUUUAGGCUGAAACACUGGUGGGUUGUUGCGGUUUCGACUCUAGUGACCAGCGUCUUCCUCGUAGUGAAGGUCAUCAUUUCUGAACUCCUGUCCAAAAAUGCUUUUGGCUAUGUUUUACCCAUCACCUCGUUUGUGGUGGCGUGGUUGGAGACCUGGUUCUUUGACUUCAAGGUCCUUUCCCAGGAAGCCGACGAUGAGCGAGCUUACCUAGCAGCAGUGAACGCGGCCUGUGAAAGUGCUCCUAUGAUCUACUCCCGCCCUGUUUCAGACGGACAGUUCUACUCGCCACCUGAAUCUGUAGCUGGUGAUGACUUGGACAAGGAUUUGGACGAGGAGGGUCUCUGGCGCAAAGCUGUCACCUUUCAGGAGAAGGAGUAUGUCAAACAGGGUCGAGAGGCCAUGUCUGUGGUGGAGCAGAUCCUCAUCCAGGAGGAAAACUGGAAAUUUGAGAAAAACAAUGACAUGGGAGACUCUGUCUACACUCUGGAGAUUCCCUACCAUGGAAGGACUUUUAUUCUCAAGGGCUUGAUGCAGUGCCCCGCUGAGUUUGUCUAUCAGGAGGUGAUUCUGCAACCAGAGAAAAUGGUUCAGUGGAACAAAACUGUUUCUGUCUGCCAGAUCCUCCAGAGGGUUGACGACAACACUUUGGUGACUUACGACGUUUCUGCUGGUGCAGCGGGAGGAGUCGUGUCUGCCAGGGACUUUGUUAAUGUUCGACGAGUCGAACGCAAACGAGACUGUUACAUGUCUGCUGGCAUGGCAACCAACCACGAUGCCAAACCCCCAUGUGGUCGCUACGUCAGGGGAGAAAAUGGCCCAGGAGGAUUUGUGGUUUUGAAAUCCAGCAGUAACCCGUCUGUCUGCACAUUCAUCUGGGUCCUCGACACAGAUUUGAAGGGCCGUCUGCCCCGCUACCUCAUCCACCAAAGCCUUGCUGCCACCAUGUUUGAGUUUAUGUCCCAUUUACGCCAACGCAUCGCUGACCUCCGGCCCUCCCAUCACCACCACCAUCAUCAUCCUCACCCCUAAAAGCCUAAGGAAAGGUCCCCUGGGAAGCAGCCCUGCUAUGUUCUUUGUCUUGGACCCCAUCGUCCACCUGAGAAGGGGAAGCAGCAUCCUGUGAAGCCUCUGAGCUGAAAGGCCGUGUGCAACAAGCUGCUGUAACGGAACAGACUUUAUCUCUGAGCAUAGGAGACCAUAUUUUGGAUCAGACCGAGUGAUUUGGAUGGAGCAGCUGAUUAUCUUCAAAACUUAAUUUUUUACAGUUUACCUGUGGCUGUUGCUCUGAUUCUCACUAGGAAAUUUGACUUGUUCUGAGUUGAGGUGUGGUGCACUUUAUUGACAAGAAAGGUUUUCAUGAGGUCAGAGGUGAUCUGUAAGAACUGUUGGCACAGAACAGAGGCAGCUGAGCCUUAUCUCACAGAACUUAAUGUUUAUUAUUGAUUUGCUGUUGUUGUUUUUUUUCGUUUCUCUGCACCUUUUUUAUUUUCUCUUUCUAUCUACCUGCCUACACAUAACAGCCAUAUUCUCUCCAAACAUAUUAUUUCAAAGAAUACUGUGAUACAUAAAGAGGACGCGCUACUUCCUGCUCACUGCUAGAGGGAGAAAUAACCGACGUACUUUGGGAAACGGCUCAGUCUUUUCCAUAGCAGAGAAAUCUGUUGUACCAUGGUUUUUAAAAAAGUUUUUUUUUUUGUGUUUUCCAUAUAUCUUAAAGCUGAAUUCACAUCAAAGGCAUGAUUGUUCAGAAGUUAAAAGUAGACCAGCCUGUCUUCUUACUACAGCUGUCUUUUGUGCCAAUAACCUCAUGUGGCCUUGUUGGGGGUGAAAAAAUUAGCUGAUUUAUAAAUGAAUAAAAAUUAUAAUUGAUUACCCUGCUGUCCUUCGUUCGUGCCCUUGAGAUGUGGACCUAACAAAUAUUUAGCUUUCAAUUCGUACAUAAUGAAGCAAAACGCAGCUUGUAAUCAUGUGAAAACACCCCCUUCAGCUUGGACUUGGUAUUAGUCUGCAUACUGGUGCUAAUUUAAAAACAAUCAUGGUUUAAAGUUAAAACUGUCCGGAAAAGUUGUGGUUUUGUUUUAAGAUGACUGAGACAACUUCAGUUCUUCUUCCUGAAGGACCAAGGUUGUGGAUUCGACUGUGAGGAAUUUUACUUUGUUUUUGGAAGCUGCGAUUAUUGUAGGGAAAAAAAAAAAACUGUGCAUGAAGUCCAAAAUGUUUGGGUAAUGAAAUAAACUGGGUAAUGUAUUUGUUUUAUCAUUAAGAUACUGACAGUAGAGAUUUCAAGUGAAGAUAUUGUUAACAGUUGUGCCUUUGUUGCAGUAAUAAUACAUACAAGACUUAUUGUUGCUUUUUGGUAAUUUCAAGCUGUUUAUUCUCUUCUUCACUGAGGGUCUAUUAAAUGUAUAAGAAGCCUGCUUGGAAUACUUAUGUUUACUUAUUUCUUUAUUAGUUUUCAAACUAAUUUGUCUAAUUCAUUUUCAUAUCAAACAUGUUAAUUCAAAGCCAUCACUACUGACCAACUGUUUUUACUGAAUCUUAACAAAUGUCUAAUAAAACAGGGUGAACCUA
Molecule: messenger RNA, 3160 nt
Organism: Girardinichthys multiradiatus
Lineage: Eukaryota; Metazoa; Chordata; Actinopteri; Cyprinodontiformes; Goodeidae
Product: stAR-related lipid transfer protein 3-like
Exons: 15
Coding region: 251-1618 (455 amino acids)
Cellular component (GO): late endosome
Molecular function (GO): cholesterol transfer activity; cholesterol binding
Source: RefSeq, a predicted model, not a curated record